AUGGCCAGCUCAUCAGAAUCCACUGGGAUGAAGUCCUUUAGCGGCGACACCGAAGACUCCAAAGAGUAUCGGAGAUGGAAGGUCUGGGUCACUAACAAACUCCUCACCUUAGGUGACAAAGUUCCGGACACUGCUCGUGGUGCUUACGUGUACACGUUGCUGUCAGGGAAGGCAUUGGAGUGUGUUGAGCACCUGGAGCCCCCCCCGUAUCAAAAGAAAGAUGGAGAGAACGUUUUGUUCGAUUUGUUGGACCAACGCUUUCCUCAGAAAGAUGCCUCAGAUGAGAUGUCAGAGGUGCUCACCGAGGUGUUUACAUUGAAAGUUGCCGAAGGAGAAUCGCUCAAGGCUUGGAUCUCCUGUGCCACCGAACUCUUCGACAGGUGUCAUCGCAAAGUGAACGUCAGCUUCCCCGAAGAAGCAAGAGGCUGGAUGAUUCUGCAUCGACCAGGGUUGACUGACGAAGAGAAAGCAGUGGUUCUCGCCAGAUCCCUCGGAGUGUUGAAGAAGGAAGAGAUUGGAAGAGCGAUGAGGUCUUGCUACCCCGACUUCACCGUGGGCAAGCUUUGCGCGACAGCAAUCUCUCUGGUUGAGGACACCUCCACUGCUGGUCUUGAUGAAGGCCCCGUGGACGAUAUGGAAGAAGAAGAGUCCAGUGCUUACAAGAAGAUCCAUCAGAAGCCUAUGACGAGAGCCUCCAAGGGGAAGGAAAACGCUGCCGCUCUUGUUGUUGAAGAGGGCUUCAUAGCAACGGUGAGCAGUCAACAUGCUCCAUGGUUGUCCUUGCAGCUGCUGAGGGACAAGCUGACUCCUUCUCCCGACAUUGGUGUGGAACAGUUGCUGGUGAGUUCUCCCGGCUACGGAAUGCUUGAUUCCGGUUGUGGUCGGUCCAUCAUUGGGGCCGAUACUUUGGCUGAGUUCAUGGAGCUCUGGAAGACCCGUGAUAUGACCAUUCCAACUCCAUUUGAUGAAGUCAACCAUUUCAAGUACGGCAAUGGCCAUGGAGAGACCACCCAGCGAUCCAUCCGGGUUCCUGUCGUCUUGGGAGGGCGCUCGGGAACCGUCAAAGCUGCCAUUGUGCAAGGACAAGCCCCUUUGCUUGUAUCAAGGAGUGCUCUGAAGGCGCUCAAGGCCGCGAUCAAUUUUGACACCGAUGAGUUGACAGUGUUUGACAGUAGGACAGUGGUUCCUUUGAGCACCAACCAGGCUGGCGAGUUCACAGUUGAUCUUCUUGGAUCACAUCCCUGGACGGAGAGUUUUGCUGAGGUCAUGUUGUUGGGGGAUGGCUCAAAGCCGCAGCCCUCUUGUGAGCAUUCGCAUUCCACCGAGCCAAGCGUGACGCCGGAGUCCACGCCUUGCGCCGACACUCCAUCAUCAUCUUCGCAGGACAUGCCUGUUUUGGUGGAAGAGAGCUUACAAGUCGAUGCCAUGCCGAAGCAUCAACUCCAUCAGUUGGAGGCCUCCGUGAAGUCUUGGAUGUUCGACCGGCUCCGCAACCGUCGUAUCUAA
Messenger RNA from Durusdinium trenchii, 1506 nucleotides. Lineage: Eukaryota; Dinophyceae; Suessiales; Symbiodiniaceae. The record is from the annotation of a GenBank genome assembly.